CACCUGUUGGCUCCUACUUAAACCCCGGGGCGAGUUUUUCGGCUCUCUUGGUCCGUUAUAUUCUCUGUCGGUACGGGCUGUACGCGUAUACAGCUUACCAACACGGGAAUAUGGAGAAAGUCAGGCGGUUUCUAUCAUCGGUACUGGUGGUUCUUUUGUUGUGGAGCGUCGGGUCGUCAGGACAAGACAUCUGUAGUACGCCAGAGUUCACGGCACCUUCAGGGAACAUCACUUCACCGAACUAUCCAGCUGACUACAACGACCGGCUAGACUGUACCGCCCUCAUCAGAGUACCCGGAGCAUCAGGGUACCGGUUAUUCUUCGAAGAUUUUGAAGUAGAAGACCAGGACGGCAGCUCGUGCAAGGAUGUGUUGGAGGUGGGCGCGAGCGACACCUAUCCACUCAACCCGGUACUGACAAACCUGUGCGGUAACAUCACGGUGCCCAUUACCACGGUGUCCAGUCCCGUCGUCUGGCUCAACUUCUUCACCGACAGAAAUGUCGCCAGGAGAGGCUUCUUCCUCAGAUAUGAGACCAUUGUUCCGGCCACACCGGCGCCAGAAUGUACGCAGUUCGGCGGAGUGGACCUGGUGUUUUUGCUGGACGGAUCCGCCAGUGUCGGUACCGCAAACUUCGAGCUGGUCAAGGACUUCACCCAGCAAACUGCGGCAAAGUUCGACAUCUCGGAUGACAGAACAAGAGUUGCGGUGGCCCAGUACAGCAGUACACCCCAGGUGGAGUUUAAUCUGAACACAAACUCAGAUGUGGACACACUGUCAAAUGCCAUCGAGCAGAUCACCUACAUGAAUGGGGACUCCACCUUCACUGGCUUUGCCAUCGAGUUUGUUCGCCAGAGUGCCUUCUCGAGCUUUAACGGUGCCCGCGACGACAAGCCUGACAUCAUGGUUGUUGUAACUGACGGUCAGUCCACAGAUUCUGUGACCUCAUCUGCCGCCACUGCAAGGGAGCAGGGUGUGACGAUAUUUGCAGUGGGAGUGGGGACCAGUAUAGGCCUGGCUGAGCUGGAGGAGAUUGCUGGGUAUACUGACAGGGUGUUACAGCUCAAUGACUUCGUCCAACUGGCCCAGUCAGCUGAUACCAUCCAGUCCACCAUCUGUGGAUUGGCAUAUUGUGGGGAUCCCGGAGCUCCAGUAAAUGGUUACCGUCGAGGAUCAUUCUUCGAGGGAACUACCAUCACCUUCGGAUGUAAUGAUGGUUUUCUCCUGGUGGGCUCUACCAAUGCCACCUGUAGGGGGGACGGCACAUGGACAGAUCCAGUCCCUACCUGUAUAACUCCCUGUAACCCAAACCCCUGCUUGAAUAAUGGUGUGUGCCUGGCAGCUGGGAACUCCUACACCUGUGCCUGCACAAGUAACUACCAAGGGAACAACUGCCAGUAUUAUACCCCCUGCCUGGUUCGUAAUCCUGAGUUUGACCUUAUCUUCCUGUUGGAUGAGUCUGGCAGCAUUGGCGUCGAGAACUUCAAAUUCGUCAAGGACUUCACUGAACGUAUGGCCAACAACUUUGACAUCUCUCCUAAUGGCACCAGGGUGGGCGUGGUGCAGUACAGUAACUUCCCAGGCACAGAAUUCAGUCUCAACACCUUCACAGACAAGGUGGACGUGCUCGACGCAAUCAGUAAGAUCAGCUACAAUGGCGGAUCAACCUUCACCGGCGCUGCCAUUGACUUUGUACGGACCAACGAGUUCACAUUGGUGAACGGAGACCGCGCCACUGUACCAAACAUCCUGAUCGUGCUGACAGACGGAAACCCCAAUGAUGACGUGAGCGGACCAGCCAUCGCCGCAAACAACGCGGGAAUCACGACGUACGCCGUCGGUAUCGGAAGCAACGUGGAUCAGAGCAGCCUGGUACAGAUGACGGCCGGGAGGGCGGGGCGAGUGUUGCAGGCUGCGAACUUCACGGACCUGACAACAGUCAUCGAGACUCUGCAAGAGAAUGUGUGUGACGCUGUGUACUGUGGUGACCCUGGCACACCCAUCAAUGGUUUCCAAGUUGGUACUUACUUCGAGAAUGACCUGGUGACCUGGGGGUGUAACCAAGGCUUCCAGCUUGUCGGUGCAGUGAGCUCCGUGUGUCAGGGGAACGGUGCCUGGACCAAUGCUAUCCCGACAUGUGUGGCUUUAACAACUCCUGCCCCUACUCCUGCUCCAGUCUGUGCCAACCUGGCCUACCCGGGUGCCGAUCUGGUCUUCCUCCUGGACGGCUCCACAAGCAUCGGUACUGACAACUUCCAACUGGUCAAGGCCUUCACUAAGGAAGUCAUCCGUAAUUUCGCCAUCUCGCCAACCGAGACGAGGGUGGGGUUACUGCAGUACAGCGACACGACAGACAACGAGUUCUUCCUGAACGAGUUUGACACCAGGGAUGAGCUGAACACUGCAGUAGACAACAUUGUGUACAAGACAGGUGGAACCUUCACUGGAUUUGCAGUGGAGUUUACCCGACAGAUCGCCUUCCGAACCUCCGCGGGGACGCGUGACAACUACCCCGACAUCCUGAUCGUCGUAACCGACGGCAACUCGCAGGACGUUGUGACGAGCGCCGUGGCCUCUGCCAUCGACCAGGGCAUUCUGAUCUACGCGGUCGGUGUGGGAAAUGGCGUCGAUUUCUCAACGUUGUUGGAGCUGACGGGAGGCGUGAACUCUCGCGUACUGCAAGCGUCGGACUUCACCGGACUGGCUACUGCUGCGCAAACUUUACCCACAGUUCUCUGUGCUGCUGCCUACUGUGGAGACCCUGGCACCGCCACCAACGGCUACAGACGUGGUACGUUCUUUGUGGACAGCGUGGUGACGUUUGGCUGCAAUGAUGGAUACUUCCUCCAGGGGGCCUCGAAUACCAGCUGCCUUGGCACGGGCCAGUGGAGCGACCCUGUGCCUGUCUGUGUUGAUCGGUGUGACCCCAACCCCUGCUACCAUGGUGCAGCAUGUUCUGUCCAGGGGGCAUCUUUCAUCUGUGCCUGCCCACCCAACUAUGAGGGAGACCUCUGCCAAUACUACACUCCCUGUUUGAACCGCUCGGUGGAGUUUGACCUGGUGUUCCUGGUGGACAAGUCUUCCUCUGUCGGCCCUGCCAACUUCCAACUGGUGAAGGAGUUCAUGUACGACUUUACCAACACCUUCAGCGUCGGGCUGGCGGACACCAGGGUUGGAUCGGUGCAGUUCGCUGACACCCAGACCAAGGACUUCGACAUGGACUCCUUCUCUACCAAGGAACAGACCUUGGCUGGGAUACAGAAUAUUGUCUACACUGACAGUCAAGUGGGUGGUGUAGUUACUGGAGCAGCCAUUGACUACGUCCGGCAGAACUCGUACACGCGGGCUAACGGAGACCGUACCAGCGUGCCGGACCUGCUGGUGGUCGUUACAUCGUCUGCCUCUACAGACGACGUGGCCGCCGCUCAAGUCACGGCUGAAAAAGAAGGAAUCACCAUCUACACAGUGGGAGUGACAAACAGCGUGAGUUUUGCUGAGCUGACGUCUACGGCAGGGUCGUUAUCACGCGUGCUGCGGGUUUCCGACUUCAGUGAACUGAACACGGUCAGACAACCUCUUCACGAGACCAUCUGUCAAGCUGCCUUCUGUGGUGACCCUGGAACCCCAGCUAACGGUUUCCAGCAGGGAACGUACUUUGAAGGAAAUACUUGCACCUUCGGCUGUAACUUUGGCUUUGUGCUCUCUGGGAUCGACAACACCCAAUGUCAGGCUGACGGGUCCUGGAGCAACCCUGUGCCUGUUUGUGUCGCCGUCACCACCCCAGCGCCCACCCAGGCCCCGGCCUGUAACAACUUCCCGCUCUUCAACGGUACUGACCUCGUGUUCCUGUUGGACGGCUCCGGUAGCGUGGGUUCUGCCAACUUUGACCUGGUCAAAACCUUCGCCAAGAAUGUCGUACAAAACUUUGACAUCUCGCCGACUGCCACGAGGGUGGCUGUGGUUCAGUACAGUGACCAGCUCCAAACUGAGUUUGCUCUGAACGCGUUCUCCUCCAAAAACGAGGUCUAUGAUGCCAUUGACAACAUCAGCUACUUAACUGGCGGGACCUUUACUGGUUUUGCUAUCGACUUCGUCAUGCAGAGUGUCUUCACGACCCUCUCAGGGGAACGUGACGGUUACCCUGACCUCCUCGUGGUGGUGACCGACGGGUUGUCCAGCGAUGCCGUCUCUGGUCCUGCGUCCACCGCCAGGUCCCAGGGAGUCACGAUUUACGCCGUCGGUGUUGGUAAUGAUGUUGACUUCAAUACUCUCGAACAGAUUGCAGGGCUGACGUCAAGAGUGAGUCAAGUCAGUGACUUCUCCAGCCUGGUGACUCUCUCACAGACUUUGCCUCAGGAUAUAUGCACAGCUUGCUACUGCGGGAAUCCUGGAGCACCAGUCAACGGAUACACACGUGGAGGGUUCUUUGGAGGCAGCACAGUUACGUUUGGCUGCAAUGACGGGUUCUUGCUGCAGGGUGACACCUUUGCAGUCUGUCAGGCUGACUGCACCUGGUCUGCAGUGCCCCCUGUUUGUAUUGAUGUUUGUGACCCCAACCCUUGCUUUAACGGUGGCACCUGCCAGGCUGUGGCCUUCACUAGCAGCUGCACCUGUCCACCCAUGUAUGAGGGAGACCUUUGUCAGAGAUAUUCGCCGUGCUACAACAGAAACAUCGAGCUGGACCUGGUGUUCCUGUUGGACGGAUCGGGAAGCGUGACCUCCGCCAACUUUGACAUCGUGAAGGAGUUCACUCGUCGCCUCGCCAACAACUUUGACGUCAGUCUGGCGGACACCCGGGUGGGAGUCGUCCAGUACAGUGACUUUCCUACCACUGAGUUUAACCUGAACUCCUUCAACACUAACGAGCUGGUGGACUUAGCUAUCAGAAAUAUCCAAUACCAGGAGGGUGGAACAGACACUGGUGAAGCUAUCGACUUUGUUCGUGUGAACAGCUUCAGCGCAAACAACGGAGACCGCAGCGACGUUCCUAACGUCAUGAUUGUGGUGACAGAUGGACAGUCAAGCGAUGAUGUAACAGUCCCCGCCCAAACUGCCCGCAACGCAGGCAUCACCAUGUACGCUGUCGGGAUCGGUAACGGUGUGGAUGCCAACGAACUGCUGCAGAUUGCAGGACAGGCAAACAGAGUGGUCCAGAGUGCAGAUUUCUCCACGUUAUUCAGUGUUGGGGAAGAUUUGCAGGAGCUUGUGUGUGACGCUGGAUGGUGUGGAGACCCUGGUGCACCAGUGAACGGCUUCAGGCUGGGUUCAUUCUUCGAGGGCCAUGUGGUGACGUUUGGCUGCAAUGCUGGGUUUAUCCUGAACGGAGCCUCCUCAACAAUCUGCCAGGGGAACGGGAACUGGAGUAAUGCUGUCCCUGUCUGUAUUGCCAUCACAACCCCUGCCCCCACCCGCGCCCCUGUCUGUACUGACCUCUCCUUCGGUGGACUGGACCUGGUCUUCCUGCUGGAUGGGUCGGGAAGUGUGACCGAGGCCAACUUCGACCUGGUCAAGGACUUCACCAGCGGAGUGGUCAGCGAGUUCAAAAUCUCAAUCAAUGAAACCAGGGUUGGAGUUGUACAAUUCAGUGACACUUUACGCACAGAAUUCUUCCUGUCUUCCUUUUCCACCAAGCAACAAGUCCUGCAAGCCAUCUCAGAUAUCGACUACCUCCAAGGCAACACCCUGACCGGCGCUGCCAUCACUUUCACCACGGCCAGUUCCUUCUCUACACCCGCCGGAAACCGCGCCAACUUCCCCGAUUUCAUGAUCGUGGUCACGGACGGUUUAUCGCAGGAUUCCGUCGUCCAGCCGGCUCAGAGCGCUCGAGAUCAGGGAAUCACCGUUUUCGCAGUCGGUGUUGGAAACGAGGUUGAUUUUGCCACGUUGCUUCAGAUCACCGGGGUGCCAGAGUAUAUACUUCAGGUUACGGACUUCUCGGAUCUGCUGUCUGCUCAGCUGCAAGUGGCAGAGAUCGCCUGCAACUUAAAAGACUGCACACUACUCGUGUUUUGCAUAGUGUCGUACUGUGGGGACCCAGGCACCCCCAUUAAUGGUUUCCACCGAGGCAGCUACUUUGAAGGGAGUGUUGUGACCUACGGCUGCAAUGAUGGCUUCAUCCUCCAGGGGGCGUCUUCCACCACCUGUCUGGGUAACGGACAAUGGAGCGACCCAGUUCCUGUCUGUCUUUUCCCAACCACCACCCCAGCCCCAACCACUCCAAUGCCAGAUCCAGUUUGUGAUCACUUCACCCCCGUGGAUAUGAUAUUCCUACUUGAUGGAUCCAGCAGUGUAACAGAGCCUAACUUUGAGCUGGUGAAACAGUUCACCAGGAACGUGGUCGUCAACUUCAACAUCUCGUCUGAAACCACCCGUGUGGGUCUGGUGCAGUACAGCGACACCAUCCGUACUGAGUUCUUCUUGAACAGCCACCCAACACGGGACCAGCUUCUCACGGCCAUCUCUGAUGUGGAUUACCUGCAAGGGAACACCCUGACCGGUGCAGCCAUCGAGUUUGUCCGCACCAGUUCCUUCUCCGUCCCGGCCGGAAACCGCUUGACCCUCCCUGACGUCCUGAUCGUGGUGACCGACGGGCUGUCCCAGGACGAUGUGACCGGUCCUGCACAGAUCGCCAGGGACAAUGGCGUCGCUAUCUAUGCAGUUGGCGUUGGGAAUGAGGUAGACUUUGCCACCCUGUUUAACAUCGCUGGAGUCCAGUCCAGGAUCCUACAGAUCAAUGACUUUGGCUCACUGUUGAACGCGGUGGAACAACUAACGGAAAUUGUCUGCAACAUUUCCUACUGUGGUGACCCUGGUGCACCUCUGAACGGCUUCCGUAAUGGGAACUUCUUCGAGGGCAGUCUGGUCACCUGGGGCUGCAAUUCCGGCUACUACCUCAUGGGGGCGCCGAAUGCAACAUGUUUGGGCAACGGGCAGUGGAGCAAUCCUGUUCCUAUGUGCAUGGAGAUAAUCACAACACCAGCACCAACUGAAGUAUGUGAGAGCUUCAUCCCAGUGGACAUGGUGUUCCUGCUGGACGGCUCCGGUAGCGUCACGGAGGCCAACUUUGAACUGGUGAAGGAUUUCACUCAGGACGUCAUCCGGAACUUCAAUGUCUCGAUCUCCGCCACGAGAGUCGGUAUGGUUCAGUUCAGCGACACCGUCCGCACCGAGUUCUUCCUCAACACCUUCCGAACGAAGAAUGAGGUACUACAAGCGGUUGACGGUCUGGGAUAUCUCCAAGGGAACACGCUUACUGGGGCAGCGAUCGACUUCGUCAGGACGAGCACCUUUUCUGCGCCCGCGGGUAACCGGCCGGACCAGCCUGACUUCCUCGUGGUGAUCACGGACGGACUUUCGCAGGACAACGUCGCAAUCCCCGCACAGACGGCACGCGAGAACGGCAUCUCUAUCUUCGCGGUGGGAAUCGGAAGUGAGGUUGACACUGACACUCUGCUGCAGAUUGCGGGAACUCCCGCCCGAAUCUUGCAGAUCAACGACUUUGCUGGGCUGGCCAAUGCUGAGGAGCAACUAACAGAUAUUGUCUGCAACAUCUCUUUCUGUGGUGACCCUGGUACUCCUGUCAACGGUUUCCGACGUGGAGAGUUCUUCACCGGUAGUACCGUCACGUUUGGGUGCAAUGCCGGCUUCAUCCUCCAGGGGGACACUGACACCAUAUGUCAGGAGAAUGGGCAGUGGACCAACCCUGUCCCUGUGUGUGUAGAGAUGACAACAACCCCAGUUCCUAGUACAGUGCCUGCUACAACAACUCCACUAACAACCCAAGCCGUGACUACCGUGGCGCCCACCCCGCCCGCCCCCACCCCCGCGCCAGUCUGCAGCACCAUAACCCCAAUCGAUCUGGUCUUCCUCAUGGAUGGCUCCAGUAGUAUCACAUCACCCAACUUCCAGAUCGUCAAAGACUUCACGGCCGAUGUGGUCCGAACCUUUAACGUGUCAUCUGCCGCCACCAAUGUCGGUCUGGUCCAGUACAGCGACACUAUCCGGACUGAGUUCUUCCUGAACAGCUAUGACACCAAGUCCGAAGUCCUGAACGCGAUUGGAAACAUCGGUUAUCUCCAGGGCAACACCCGCACCGGCGCUGCCAUCGACUUUGUCCGAAUCAGCUCGUUCUCCGUCCCAGCUGGAAACCGAGCUGGUCAACCGGACUACCUGAUUGUCGUUACGGACGGUUUGUCUCAGGACGAAGUUCUCGGUCCGGCGCAGACGGCACGAUUUGAGGGAAUCAAUAUUUACGCUGUGGGCAUCGGGAACGAAAUUGACUUUACCACGCUGCUGCACAUUGCCGGGUCUCCCAACCGAAUUCUGCAGAUCGUUGACUUUGAUGGGCUGGCUAAUGCAACAGGGCAGCUGACUGACAUUGUUUGCAACUUGACAUGCUGUGGUGACCCUGGUGCACCUGAGAACGGCUUCCGUCGUGGCAGCUUCUGUCUGGGAGACACGGUGGAGUUUGGCUGCAAUGAUGGUUACAUCCUCCAGGGGGCGUCAUCAGCCAGCUGUCAGAGUGAUGGCCAAUGGGACGAUGUCCUGCCCAUCUGUAUUGAGAUGACAACAACCCCAGUCCCUACUCUGCCAGCUACAACAACCCCUUUAACAACCCAAGAGACGACAACAAUUCAAGUCCCUACUCUGCCUGCUACCACAACCCCACUAACAACCCAAGAGAUGACAACAACCCAUGUUGCAACCCUGCCUGCUACAAUUCCACUAACAACCCAAGCCAUCACUACCCCUGCAGUAUUAACCACUGUAGCAGAGACAACAGUAUUGGUGUCUACCAGUCCCUUCCCAUCAACUACAGCAAGCAGCACAACAACGGCAACAACUAUAGACCCAUUGUGCUCAGGUUUUGCCUUGGACUUGGUCUUCCUUGUGGACGGCUCCAGCAGUGUCGGUAGCGACAACUUUGAAACCAUCAAGGUGUUCCUGGAGGCCAUCGCCUCAGGAUUCGAGGUGUCGUCCACCCAGACCAGAGUGGGCGUGGUCCAGUACAGCACCGGUAUCAACACGGAGUUCGACCUGAACAGCUUCGCGACUGAGGCCGAGGUCAUCAACGCAAUCCGCGGUCUCAGUCACCAGCGAGGGUCGACAUUCACCGGGGCAGGCAUCACCUUUACCAGGCUGGAAUCUUUCACAGGUGCCAGUGGUGACCGCCCUGAGGCGCCCAAUGUUCUGAUCGUCAUCACCGAUGGGAUAUCAGCUGAUUCAGUGGACGCCCCGGCCGAGGCGGCCCGCGCUGACAACAUCACCACCUACUCCAUCGGCAUCGGGGACGAAAUCAACUACCUGACACUUCUCUCCAUCGCCGGCGUACGGGAACGGGUUCUGAACGUCACCACGUUUGGCGAACUGAACGACCUGGACGAGGUUUUGCUGCAGAUCCUCUGUGAACGACCAACAACCACACCAGAACCCACAACCACACCGCUGCCAACAACAGAAGUUAUCACCACGGAAGAACCUACAACUAUUCUUCUUACUACAGUUUUGCCAUGUGAGCGUCUGGAGGUGGAUGUUGUGUUCCUGAUCGAUGGCUCCAGCAGUAUCUCUCUCCCCAACUUUGACCUCCUCAAGACCUUCCUCCAGAACAUCACCGGGAAGUUUGACGUGUCAUCGGACAUCACUAGGAUCGGCGUCGUACAGUACAGCACAGAAGUCAACACCGAAUUUGAACUGAUAACCUACACAAAUGAGUCUGAGGUCAUCAAUGCCAUUGGCAACAUCACGCGCCAGCGGGGGUCCACUUUCAUUGGUGCUGGAAUCAACUUUGUCAGGACAAAUUCCUUUACAGUUUCUGCGGGUGACCGUCCUCUUGCACCCAACAUCCUGGUCACCGUAACAGACGGGAUCUCCGCGGACGAUGUUGCCGGCCCUGCCCAGGCCGCUCGUGACCAGGGCAUCCUGACGUACUCCAUCGGGAUCGGAGAGGAGAUCCAGUGGCCCACACUGCUGUCCAUCGCAGGGGCCAGGCACAGGGUCUUUAACGUUACCUCCUUCAGUGAUCUUCCUGGCAUUGAGGACAGCUUUACAGCUCUUUUGUGUGAAGUCCUGCCCACCACACCGUUCUUCCCCCUGUGUAACAACCUGCCGUACCCCGGGGCUGACCUGGUGUUCCUGCUGGACGGAUCUGCCAGCAUCACGUCACCAAACUUUGAACUGGUCAAGGACUUUGCCGAAAGGGUGUCCAGACAUUUCACUAUCUCUUCAAUGGCCACAAAUGUCGGAGCUGUCCAGUACAGUGACACCGUGCGUAGUGAGUUCUUCCUCAGCAGUUUUGACACCAGUUUUGAGGUGGUCACAGCCCUGGACAGCAUCAGCUACCUCCGAGGGGGGACCUUUACUGGCUUUGCCCUCGACUUUGUCCAGCAGAGCGCGUUCUCUCCGGUGGCGGGCGCGCGCGAUGGGUACCCAGACAUCCUCAUCGUGGUGACUGACGGGGUGUCCCAGGAUGACGUGGUUGCACCGGCAGAGUCAGCGAGGAAGGAGGGGAUCGCAGUUUUCGCUGUCGGCAUCGGGAGUGGUGUAGAUUACGCCACACUGCUGAAGAUUGCAGGGAUCGACGAUCGCAUUCUGCAGAUCAAUAAUUUCAACGACUUAGCUUUGGCUUCUCAAACUCUACCGGACUAUGUCUGCAACUUGGCGUGGUGUGGUGACCCUGGUACUCCUACAAACGGCUACACGAGGGGAAGCUUCCUUCAGGGCAGUGUUGUCCUGUUUGGCUGUGACGAUGGCUACGAUCUGAUUGGCUCAGGCAACAGCACAUGUCUGGCUAAUGGGCAAUGGAGCGACCCACUGCCAACCUGUAGAGCAAUAGUUACAACUCCACUUCCAGACUGUUGUGAUAUCACAGUGUGCUACAAUGGAGGUAUCUGUGACAACAGUAAUGGUGUGUGCAGCUGUGUGUGUCCUGCUGGCUACCAGGGACCACAGUGCCAGUAUUACGCAAGUUGUCAGGGCCGUGAUGUUCCUUUGGACAUUGUGUUCCUGUUGGACGGGUCCGGCAGUGUUGGGGUCGACAACUUUGACCUCAUGAAGGAUUUCACCAGGACGCUCGCCCGUAACUUUGACAUCGCUGCCAACAUGACUCAGGUCGGAGUGGUGCAGUACAGCAGUAGUGUCAACAGGGAGUUUGGCCUGGGGGACUUCCACACCAGGCCAGAUGUUCUGAAUGCUAUCAGCGCCAUCAGCUAUCAGCGAGGUAGCACCCUCACCGGAGCCGCCAUCGACUUUGUUCGACAGACAUCCUUCAGCCCAGGUGACGGCGACCGACCAGACAUCCCGAAUAUGCUAAUUGUCCUCACUGAUGGGGUUUCCAGUGACAACGUGCAAGGGCCAGCAGAUGCAGCCAGGAGGGAGGGCAUCACGACGUUUGGCGUGGGAAUAGGGAGCGGAAUCGACUUCGCAACCCUGUUAGAGAUUGCUGGAAACUCUGACCGGAUUUUGCAGGCUGCUGACUUUGGUGCACUUGCUGACGUUGCUCAGACAUUACAGGAAGUUGUUUGUGACUUGCAAUACUGUGGUGACCCUGGUGCUCCUGUGAAUGGAUGGAGAUAUGGAAACUUCUUUGAAGGUGGUAACGUGGAAUGGGGCUGUAACGCAGGGUACUACCUGUCUGGGAGUGUUGGUGCCACCUGUGUCAAUGGCACCUGGGACAACAGUGUACCUAUGUGCAUAGAGAUCACAACUACCCCACCCCCAACCACCCCUCGUGCCCCUGUGUGUGCCAACUUCCCAUAUGGCGGGCUUGACUUGGUCUUCCUUCUUGACGGCUCUGGGAGUGUUGGGACCACCAACUUUGAGCUGGUGAAGGACUUCACCGCCGAGGUCGUCCUCAACUUCAACAUUUCUUCUGACACCACCAACGUGGGCGUUGUGCAGUACAGUGACACCGUACGCAACGAGUUCUUCCUCAGCAGCUACGACACAAAACUCCCGCUCAUCGAUGCGAUCAACCAAAUCAACUACCUCACCGGCGGCACGCUGACCGGGUUUGCCAUAGACUAUGUCCGUCAGAGCAGUUUCUCACUCCCUGCUGGUGCACGCCCCACGUUCCCGGACGUCCUUGUCGUGCUAACGGAUGGUUUGUCGCAAGACAACGUCGUCAGCUCAGCGGCGGCUGCAAGGAGCCAGGGUAUCACCAUCUUUGCCGUUGGUGUUGGAAGCGAGGUAGACUUCACCACACUUCUGCAGAUCUCUGGAUACCCGUCGAGGAUUCUCCAGGUCCAGGACUUUGCAACUUUGGUCACGGAGGGACGCAGGCUGCCGGAGAUCAUCUGCCAAUCGACCUAUUGUGGUGACCCCGGCACACCAGUGAACGGGUACCGCCGUGGUGGGUUCUUUAGCGACAGUGUGGUGACGUUCGGCUGUAAUGACGGCUACAUCCUGAUCGGAGAGGACACAACGACCUGCCUGGGUGAUGGUCAGUGGAGUAAUGCAGUUCCUGUCUGCCAGGAUGUGUGUGAGCCCUCCCCCUGUCUGAAUGGUGGAACGUGCCAGCCCACGGGAACCACCAGCAGGUGUCUGUGUCCUGACAGGUACAGCGGACAGUUCUGCCAGUACUACACCCCCUGCCUGAACCACACCAUUGCCCUGGACCUAAUCUUCCUGCUUGACGGCUCCGGAAGCAUCACGGCCCCCAACUUUGAACUGGUGAAAUCCUUCACCUACAGUGUCUCUCGCAACUUUGACAUCUCUCCUAACAGAACCAGAAUUGCUGUUGCUCAGUACAGUGACACCAACAGCCUAGAAUUCAACUUGAAUCGGUAUUCUAGAAAGGAUGAGGUACUGGAUGCCAUUAACGGCAUAAGCUAUCAAGGCGGCGGCACAUAUACAGGAUCAGCCUUAGAUUUCGUACGCCAAAACAUGUUGGUAGAAUCUGCCGGAGAUCGUGCCAUGUCGCCCAAUGUUCUAAUUGUGGCGACGGAUGGCGAGUCAUCUGAUGACCAGAGGACGCCAGCGGAGGUGCUGCGUAACGCGGGCACACUUGUCUACGCUGUCGGUAUCGGCACAGGCGUGAGCGCCACUACUCUACUGGACAUCUCGGGAGACAGCUCCAGGGUCCUACAGGCCACGGACUUCGCUUCCCUUGAUGCCAUUGGUCGUGAGCUUCAAGAGUUCAUCUGUGAUGCUGCCUACUGUGGUGAUCCUGGUACACCUGAGUCCGGCUCCAGGUUUGGGAACUUCUUUGAAGGCAGUGUCGUGACCUUCCAGUGUGACCCCACCUACACCCUUCUCGGGUCAACCACUACGACCUGUUUUGGAAACGGCAUCUGGUCAGACCCAGUCCCCAUCUGUGUUGCACCAGACCCUUGUGCCAACAGUCCGUGUUUGAAUGGAGGUACCUGUCAGCGGGUGGGCCUGACCACUGACUACACCUGUCUGUGUCCUGAGGGGUAUCAUGGUCCAGUCUGUGAGAAUUAUGCUGCCUGUUCGAAUCGAUCUCUCAACCUGGAUGUAGUCUUCCUCCUGGACGGUUCUGGAAGUGUGGGGUCGGCAAACUUUGACCUCCUCAAGGCCUUCACCACUCGCAUCGCUGCCAACUUUGACGUGUCAUCCAACCUGACGCGUAUUGGAGUGGUGCAGUACAGCGACCAGACGAACAACGAGUUUGUGCUUAACACGUUCUCCACUGAGGCUGAGGUGCUGGCAGCGAUUGCCGCUAUCGGUUACCAGAGUGGGUCAACUUCAACAGGCGCUGCUCUCGACCAUGUCAGGCAGAAUGUCUUCAUCUCGGCCAGCGGUGACCGUGCUGAUGCUGCUAACAUCCUGAUCGUCAUGACCGACGGCGUGUCCAGUGAUGAUGUCAGUGUGCCGGCCAUGACAGCCAGGGACGCCGGCAUCACCAUCUACUCUGUAGGCAUCGGAGAUGGAGUGGACUAUAACACCCUACGGCAGAUCGCUGGGGACCCCAACAAGGUACUACAGGCCACUGGAUUCAGCAGUCUGAACGAGAUUGGAGGCCAGCUGGAGGAGCUCAUUUGUGAUGCUACGUACUGUGGUGAUCCCGGUGCACCUGUAAGUGGUUUCCGUAAUGGGAACUUCUUUGAGGGAGGAACUGUAACCUGGGGCUGCUACAACGGCUUCAACCUUGUUGGCACCCUGACUGCUGUCUGUUUCGGCAAUGGAACUUGGAGUGAACCUGUACCAGAGUGCAUGGCCCCAACAACCCCCCCACCCCCAGGCUGUGAUGAGCUGAGUUUUGGCGGGUGGGAUCUGGUGUUCCUGCUGGAUGGCUCAGGCAGCGUGGGUUCUGUCAACUUCAUCAACGUCAAAAACUUCACCAAGCUGAUCACCGACCUCUUCCCUGUCGGGGAGAAUGCCACGAAGGUCGGCUUGGUGCAGUUCAGUGACACCAUACAGAAGGAGUUUGAUCUGAGGGACUACGAAACGAAGGAGGAGGUUCUGUCAGCCAUUGACAAUAUCUCUUACCUCGGCGGAGGGACUUACACUGGAAAUGCCAUAGACUAUGUCAGACAGGUCAGCUUCAAUACUAUUAACGGUAACCGUGGAGGCCGCCCCGACACGCUGAUCGUUCUCACGGACGGAGAGUCAUUUGACCCCGUGACCUUCGCGUCCCAGUCCGCCCGUGACCAGGGCAUCACCAUCUUCGCCAUCGGCGUCGGCAGCGGGGUGGAUUACGCCACGCUGGAGGAGAUCGCAGGAGAUCCUCAGAAGGUCCAGCAGGUCACAGACUUCGCCGACCUGACGUCCGUCAAUGUCAUCAACUACCUGGAGGAGUGGCUCUGCAGAGGUGCAUACUGUGGAGACCCAGGAGUGCCAGAGAACGGUGUGCGUCGUGGGACAUACUUCCAGGGAGGACAGGUGGACUUCGGUUGUGAUGAUGGCUACACGCUGUCUGGUUCAUCCUCCAUCACCUGUCAGCCCGACGGACAGUGGACCAACGUUGUUCCCACCUGUUUGUUUAUCGACAACUGUGACCCCAACCCGUGCCUGAACGGAGCUCAGUGUUUCCAGACGGCUGAUUCCUACCGCUGCACCUGUGCAGCAGGCUACGAGGGAACCAACUGUGAGAUCUACACUGCCUGCACCACUAAAGCCUACGAGAUUGACCUGGUCUUCCUACUGGACGGCUCUGGCAGUGUCGGAUCUUCAGACUUCGACCUGAUGAAAUCUUUCACCAACCGGAUGAUAACCAACUUCGACGCGUCACCCACGAGCACCAGGGUUGGUGUUGUCCAGUACAGCAGCCAAGGUUCUGCAGCCACGGAAUUCCGGCUUAAUUCUUACAACAAUAAGAAUGACGUCAUCGCAGCUGUCAAUGCAAUUGUCUACCAAAAUGGCAACACCUUCACUGGCGAAGCGCUCAACUACGUACGACAGAAUUCCUUUUCCGUGGCAAACGGUGGCCGUGCGGAUGCGGCGAACAUCCUCGUUGUCAUCACUGAUGGUGAGUCAGUUGACGGUGUCACCGGCCCAGCGACAGACUUGCUGAGAGAGGGAGUCACGGUGUAUGCCGUCGGCAUCGGCAGUGGCAUUCAGACCAGCACCCUGGUGGCCAUCGCACAGGAUCAGAGUCGAGUACUCCAGGCAAACAGCUUCACCAACCUGACCAACUCUGCCCAAGCUCUGCAGGAGUCACUCUGUGAUGCUAAGUACUGUGGCAGUCCAGGCACCCCUCAGGAUGGUUACACCUAUGGCCUGCUGUUCGAGGGCUCAACUGUGACCUACAGCUGUGAGGUGGGCUUUACCCUCAAUGGGGCCUCGUCUGCACAAUGCAUCAACGGAACCUGGGACAACAGCCCGCCUUCUUGUAUACCUCCAGACCCCUGUUUGGCCGACCCAUGUUACAACGGUGGGACCUGUGUCCGUACUGGACUAACAACAGACUUCACCUGUACAUGUCCGAGUGAUUACACUGGCGACACAUGUCAAUCAUAUACGGCCUGCCAAGGGAGGAGUUUAGAUUUUGACCUGGCCCUGCUACUGGACGGUUCAGGGAGUGUUGGAGCCGACAACUUCAAUCUGGUGAAGCAGUUUGCCAAGCGCUUAGUGGACAACUUUGACAUCUCCCAGACAGAUACCAAGGUUGGGGUAGUACAGUAUAGCAGCUCCAGCAAUGUGGAAUUCUACCUGAACGCCUUCUCUGCCAAACAGCCUGUCCUUGAUGCCAUUGAUGCCAUAACAUACCAACAAGGUGGUACCAACACUGGUGCUGCUAUCACCUACACUGUGCAAGAAAUCUUCGCUUCUGCUAACGGGGCUCGAGCAAACUACCCAGAUGUCCUUGUCGUUGUGACCGAUGGGGAGUCAUCGGAUGACGUGGCCGCUCCGGCGCUGACCGCGAGAAACGCGGGCACCCUGAUCUACGCGGUGGGAGUGGGGAACGGAGUGAACCAGGCAACUCUUCUGGAGAUCGCAGGGGACGCCUCGCAGGUGCUGCAGGCUGCGGACUUUGCCGGUUUGACAACCGUCGUGCAAACCCUGCAGCAGAACCUUUGUGAUGCUGCAUAUUGCGGUGACCCUGGAGCACCAGUAAAUGGCAACAGGGUUGGAAGCUACUUUGCGGGCAACGUGGUCACCUUUUCCUGCAAUCCCGGCUUCUCUGUCCAGGGGAGUGUCACGGCCACUUGUCAGAGCAGUGGACAGUGGAGUUCAGCUGUGCCCACAUGUGUUGCUAACGACCCAUGCCUGGCGACCCCGUGUCAGAACGGAGCGACAUGCGCCCAGGUGGGCAGCACCACCCAGUACACCUGUACCUGUCCUCAGGGAUACACAGGAAACAACUGUCAAGUCUUUUCAGCCUGCACUGACAGGUCCCUUGAUGUUGACCUUGUUCUCCUGUUGGACGGAUCUGGCAGUGUCGGUUCUGAGAACUUCAACCUCCUCAAGGCCUUCACACAGAACAUCGUGGGGAACUUUGACGUAGCUGUCAACAACACAAGGGUUGGAGUGGUCCAGUACAGCGACUUUAACAACAUUGAAUUCAACCUGAAUGAGUAUGCAACAGAGGCAGAAGUCCUGGCAGCCAUCGGUGCCAUUACGUACCAGCGCGGCGGAACCUUCACCGGAGCAGCCAUCGACUUUGUCCGACAGGACGUGUUCACCACCGCCGCCGGUAACCGUGCCGACAAACCGGACGUCCUCAUCGUCCUCACAGAUGGAGAGUCGUCGGAUUCCGUGGCAGGGCCGGCACAGAAUACCCUGAAUGCUGGCAUUACGAUCUACGCCGUUGGGAUUGGUAGCGGUGUGAAUGCAGACACCCUACAGGAGAUCGCGGGCGACCCCGGCAGGGUGCUGCAGGCAGCCAACUUCCAGGGCCUUGCAGACGUCACCAAUCAGCUGCAGGAGGCACUCUGUACAACUGCCUAUUGUGGAGACCCCGGCGCACCUGUCAACGGAAACCGUGCGGGGAUCUUCUUCGAGGGGGGCGUCCUGCAGUUUACGUGCGACCCUGGGUACGAGCUGGUUGGGGAGGGGUCUGCCACGUGCCAGGCUAGCGGGGAGUGGUCCAACCCUGUCCCAGCAUGUACCCCCGGGGCACCCACCGUACCCACCAGUCAGGGAUACCCACUUCUCGUCCUUGAUACCACUGCUGACACGUUUGACCAAGCUGCCUUCCGUGCUGCCAUUGCUGCGUACGCCAACACUUACUGUACCACAGCCGGGAACUGUGCUGCAGGCACGGGCCUGGACUUUACGGCUGAUGAUGUUGCAGUCCUCUCAGCAGAACCUGCCGUUGAUGGUGGCUUGACUGUGACAUUUGUGGUUCAGAAUGCCAACGGUGCCUCCAUGUUAACAGACGAUGAGCUGAGUGCCAUGCUCACACAGUAUGAAGCUGCGAUCGAGGCACAAGGGAGCUUCCAAUACUCCAUGGGUGAUCAGGCAACCACUAUCACACCCACUGUCAUAGCUGAGGGCAGGAGUGCAGGACUGGAUCAGACGGAGUUGGUCAUCAUCAUCGUGGCUUCUGUGUUUGCCUUUGUCUGUAUUGUCAUUUCAGCCUACGCCAUAUUCAGGUCUUUUGGCCAACAGUAA
Branchiostoma belcheri (Belcher's lancelet) is the source of this 18011-nucleotide messenger RNA. RefSeq lists its product as uncharacterized. NCBI's taxonomy places the organism in Eukaryota, Metazoa, Chordata, Leptocardii, Amphioxiformes, Branchiostomatidae. Bases 111 to 18011 code for a protein of 5966 amino acids. The transcript has 85 exons. The record is from RefSeq and is a predicted model, not a curated record. Gene Ontology annotation, molecular function: calcium ion binding.